Colletotrichum scovillei is the source of this 1257-nucleotide messenger RNA. RefSeq names its product pfs domain-containing protein. The record is from RefSeq and is a predicted model, not a curated record. The coding region runs from base 54 to 485 and encodes 143 amino acids. NCBI's taxonomy places the organism in Eukaryota, Fungi, Ascomycota, Sordariomycetes, Glomerellales, Glomerellaceae. The transcript is spliced from 2 exons.
AUCCUCCCAGAGAUAUCGCACUCUCGCUCUGGAUAUUCCAACUACAAUAAGAAAUGGAAGUCGUCGGGGCGGUGGCAAGCUUUAUAGCCAUAGGCCAGGCUUUGAGCACCGCUCGCCAUGUCGCUCACAUUGCCCGAGCGAUCCCGGGGAUAGAGAACGAGCUGAGGUGGCUCCAAAAUGAGGUCGAAGCUUUAGGAUUAAUCGAAGCAGAACUCGCUAGGGCGGGAGUCAUUGCCAGUGAUUCAAAAUUCGAAACACUGUACCUAGAAAAGGCCAUGCUUCAGCUCACAGAAUCCACGAGGAGCCUCGAAGAAAUCCGAAAACGCUGCACUCGACCACUGAGUGCCGACGGCAAAGACAAGAUCAAAAAGAGAGCAUGGUUCUGGCUACAAGCUGAGCUCGCUGAAUGUCGAAGUAAAGCGCGAGAUGCCAGAGAAAACCUCCAACUUGCGCUCCAAUCAAUCAAUGCUCAAUCUAUCACGUAAGGUUCAUAUUGUCAGCUGCAUAAGAUGGCUGUUGAAAAGCUGAAGAGAUUACGUUGCGCUCUAGGAAACUCGUUUUGCGAAUCGAGAGUCUGAGCAUGCAGAUAGUGUCGAAUGUGCAACAGCUCGAAAGUUCCACAGGCAUUGCAGACGCUCCAGAGAGCCCGCCAUCAAAGGAUGAGAAGCCAUCGUGUUGUGAUGAAAACUCAUCAUGCUGUGAUGAAGACUUAGAAGCACUCCAAGACGACAAACCUUUACAAGUCGUGGCUGUGAGACAACCUCAACAAGCCUUACCGAAUCCUCAAGCCUCAGCACCCACUGACUUGAUCACUCCUCAAGCUUCGAGUAUUGUCAACCAGGUAUCAGGUCUUCUGCAAGACCGAUGCCCAGUUCCAUGCUGCUGCCGAUGCCAUGUUUCAAAGCCAGUGUCGUACACUCCCACGAGGUGGGCUCGGAACUUGGUUGGCAACCUUAAUGUCAACUUCAACCGCCAAUUGAGUUUCCACAACAGCGCGAAAUGCACCGAGGCUAGCUGUAAAAACAAAUCAGGAGCAUCUAUGACUGUCGCGUACCAGUUCCCGGUUUGGCUAUGUUCCAGAGCAGUCCAAUUGCAGACCUUAGUGGGCGCUACGACUGGGCUGCGAGUGUCCCUUAGACCCGCCAGGAUUCUCCCCUUUGGAUCAAACUUUUGGGCUGCCACUGAUUCUGAGUAUGCUCUGAGUUCGAGAGAAACAGUGCAAAAGUGGAUGCUACACUAUGGAAAUGUGUUCCCAGG